AGGUACAUGUGUUCGCUGCAGAGACAUUCCUAACAGCGUGUUGAUGCAUAUUUGUGUCUCGUCCUUUUUCUUGCAGAUUUCUAACCAGCAUAAUGCUGGAGCGAGAGGCUGGCAGCGGGCAGUUUGCAAAAUGGCCGAGUUGGACGCCAAUUUGGAUCACAUCAUUCCAUCUUCGGUUCUUCCGCCUUUCUGGGCUAAGUUAGUGGUGGGAUUUGUUUCCCUCGUGUGUUUUGCACGUAGCUACGAUGGAGAUUUUGUCUUUGAUGACUCUGAAGCUAUUAUUAACAAUAAGGACCUCCGAGCAGAGACGCCCCUCGGGGACCUGUGGCAUCAUGACUUCUGGGGCAGUAGGCUGAGCAGCAACACCAGCCACAAGUCCUACCGCCCUCUGACCAUCCUGACUUUCAGGAUUAACUACUAUUUGUGUGGCGGCUUCCACCCCGUGAGUUUCCACGUGAUCAACAUCCUCCUGCAUGGUGGCAUUUCUGUCCUCAUGGUGGACGUCUUCUCCGUGCUGUUUGGCGGCCUGCAGUACACCCGUAAAGGCCGGAGGUUGAACCUGGCGCCCAGGUCGUCCCUGCUGGCCGCUCUGCUUUUCGCCACGCAUCCGGUGCACACGGAGUGUGUUGCUGGUGUUGUCGGCCGCGCAGACCUCCUGGGGGCCUUGUUCUUUCUGUUAUCUUUCCUUGGCUACUGUAAAGCAUUUAGAGAAAUCCAACAGAGCAGAGCGGCUGAUACUAAAGGACAUUCAGCAGGUAACAAGGAGGGAACACAUUCUACAUUCUGGGUGUUGCUGAGUAUCCUUCUGGGAGCAGUAGCCAUGCUGUGCAAAGAGCAAGGGAUCACCGUGCUGGGUUUGAAUGCCGUCUUUGACAUCUUGGUGAUAGGCAAAUUAAAUGUUCUGGAAAUGGUCCAGAAGGCACUACAUAAAGACAAAUCAUUCGAGAACAUUGCUGUGCUCAGGAACGGGGGCUUCCUCUUCAGAAUGGCCCUCCUGGCCUCGGGGGGCGCAGGGGUGCUCUACGUGCGCUGGAAGAUCAUGGGCACCGGCCCGCCAGCAUUCACCGAGGUGGACAACCCCGCCUCCUUCGCCGACAGCGUGUUGGUCAGGGCCAUAAACUAUAAUUACUACUACGCACUGAAUGCCUGGCUGCUUCUGUGCCCUUGGUGGCUGUGUUUUGAUUGGUCAAUGGGCUGCAUCCCCCUCAUUAAGUCAGCCGGAGACUGGAGGGUAACUGCACCAGCGGCUCUCUGGUUGUGCCUAAUUGGCCUAAUAUGCCAAGCCCUGUGCUCUGAGGACAGCCACAGAAGAAGGAUCCUUACACUGGGACUGGGAUUUCUCAUUAUCCCAUUUCUUCCUGCAAGUAACUUGUUCUUCCGAGUGGGCUUUGUGGUUGCAGAGAGAGUCCUAUACCUCCCCAGUGCUGGGUACUGCAUGCUGCUGACUUUCGGAUUCGGAGCUCUCAGUAAACACACUAAGAAAAAGAAAUUGAUUGCUGCUGUCGUGCUGGGAAUUUUAUUCAUCAACAUGCUGAGGUGCAUGAUUCGCAGUGGCGAGUGGCGGAACGAAGAACAGCUUUUCAGAAGUGCCCUGUCUGUGUGUCCUCUCAAUGCCAAGGUUCACUACAAUGUGGGCAAGAACCUGGCCGACAAAGGCAAUCAGACAGCCGCCAUCAGAUACUACCGGGAAGCCGUGAGACUAAAUCCCAAGUACGUUCAUGCCAUGAAUAAUCUUGGAAACAUCCUAAAAGAGAGGAAUGAGCUGCAGGAAGCCGAAGAGCUGCUCUCGUUGGCUGUGCAAAUACAGCCAGACUUCGCUGCCGCCUGGAUGAAUUUAGGCAUAGUUCAGAACAGCCUGAAACGGUUCGAAGCCGCCGAGCGGAGUUACCGGACAGCAAUCAAACACAGAAGGAAGUACCCAGAUUGUUACUACAACCUCGGGCGGCUGUAUGCAGAUCUGAAUCGCCACGUGGAUGCCCUGAAUGCGUGGAGAAACGCGACUGUGCUGAAGCCAGAACACAGUUUGGCUUGGAACAACAUGAUUAUCCUCCUCGAUAACACAGGUAAUUUAGCCCAAGCCGAAGCAGUUGGAAGAGAGGCACUGGAAUUAAUACCUAAUGAUCACUCUCUGAUGUUCUCGUUGGCAAAUGUGCUGGGCAAGUCCCAGAAAUACAAGGAAUCUGAAGCUUUAUUCCUCAAAGCAAUUAAAGCUCAUCCAAAUGCUGCAAGUUACCAUGGCAAUUUGGCUGUGCUUUAUCAUCGUUGGGGACAUCUCGACUUGGCCAAAAAACACUAUGAAAUCUCUCUGCAGCUUGACCCCACUGCAUCAGGAACUAAGGAGAAUUAUGGUCUGUUAAGAAGAAAGCUGGAGCAAAUGCAAAAGAAAGACGUCUGAUCCUUUUUUCCUGCAUUUUUUGUUUGUGUGCAUGAGGCCUAUGAUUAACAUGAUGUGGUUAUGUUUGACCAUUUAAAAGUCUUUAGUUGUUUAUUUUA
Messenger RNA from Ailuropoda melanoleuca (giant panda), 2493 nucleotides. RefSeq names its product transmembrane O-mannosyltransferase targeting cadherins 4 (gene TMTC4). The coding region runs from base 44 to 2395 and encodes 783 amino acids. Gene Ontology annotation, biological process: protein O-linked glycosylation via mannose; endoplasmic reticulum unfolded protein response. The record is from RefSeq and is a predicted model, not a curated record. Gene Ontology annotation, cellular component: endoplasmic reticulum. Gene Ontology annotation, molecular function: protein binding; mannosyltransferase activity. The transcript is spliced from 18 exons. NCBI's taxonomy places the organism in Eukaryota, Metazoa, Chordata, Mammalia, Carnivora, Ursidae.